Messenger RNA from Lactuca sativa (garden lettuce), 822 nucleotides. The record is from RefSeq and is a predicted model, not a curated record. NCBI's taxonomy places the organism in Eukaryota, Viridiplantae, Streptophyta, Magnoliopsida, Asterales, Asteraceae.
AUGGGACGUGCAAAGAUAGAGAUGAAAUACAUAACGAAAGAGAAGACCCGAAACACGACUUACGAGAAAAGAAAACAAGGAAUGAUAAAGAAAGCCCAAGAAUUGAAGACUCUGUGCGACAUUGACACUGCUAUGAUCAUAAUCCCUCCAAACUCCAACAAGCCGGAGAUUUGGCCACAAGACCCUGAUCAAGUCAAGAAAUCCAUCGCUUCUUACAAAUCAAAAGAAGAAAACAGGAAGAAACAUUAUGGCCUCAAAGAGUACUUUGAAGAACGAAAGAAAAAGGUCGAAGGUGAACUUGAGAAAGCACGAAAAAGAAACAUGGAAGUUAAGUACCCGACUUGGUUUGAUGAACUCGAUGGGUUAUCUGAAGUGCAGUUGAGACAUUUCGCUAUGGGAUUGGAGAACAAGGAGAAGAGUGUGAGAGAUUAUCUUGAAUUACAGAAAAGAAUGAAGUUCGAGCAUGUUGAUUAUUAUCAGUAUGGAAGUUCGACACAUUCUCACAUGGGUUUUAAUCAGGUUCAAAUGGUGAAUCAGAACCACUACUUUAUGAACCAUGGUGUUGGGUGGUUCGAUGGUGCAUCAACGACGUCGUUUGUUCCAUUGAAAAGUGAAGUGGGUGGGUUUGGUUAUCCGAUGUUUGAAGGGGGUAUGGUUAUUGGUAACUCUAAUCAAUGGUUGUUUCAGACGCCGGUGGUGGUGCAAGGUGGUGUGAUGCCGUUAAUGCCGGAGUUGGCAGUGCCAGAAUACGAUUCACAAGUGAAUGUUGGUGUUGGGGAUAAUUUUGUGAUGGAUGAUUAUCAAGGAAGGUAUCUAGGUUAA